AUGGGCUGGUUCGAUAACGACUCCGAUCAGGCUCAGGCCUACGACCAGGUCGUCAACCGACCCCACGAGGCCAAGUGGUCGCACGAGCUCAUCGGCGGCGCCGCUGCCUUUGAGGCCGCCAAGGCAUACGAGGACCACGUCGCCCGCAACGGCCACCCCGACGAGCACUCCACGGCCAAGGAGAUCCUCGCGGGCGUCAUCGGCGCAUUCGUCGACCGCGAGGUCGAGACCAAGGGCCUCGACUUCAUUGACCGCGAGAAGGCCAAGCGCCACGCCCAGCAGCAGGCCGAGGAGCAGCUGUCCCAAGAGGGCCGCUGGUAG
Molecule: messenger RNA, 321 nt
Organism: Purpureocillium lilacinum
Lineage: Eukaryota; Fungi; Ascomycota; Sordariomycetes; Hypocreales; Ophiocordycipitaceae
Source: RefSeq, a predicted model, not a curated record